Messenger RNA from Ipomoea nil (Japanese morning glory), 920 nucleotides. RefSeq lists its product as uncharacterized. The record is from RefSeq and is a predicted model, not a curated record. Gene Ontology annotation, biological process: cellular response to amino acid starvation; regulation of translation. Bases 205 to 786 code for a protein of 193 amino acids. Gene Ontology annotation, cellular component: cytosol. The transcript has 10 exons. Gene Ontology annotation, molecular function: protein kinase regulator activity; protein binding. NCBI's taxonomy places the organism in Eukaryota, Viridiplantae, Streptophyta, Magnoliopsida, Solanales, Convolvulaceae.
AAAGUUCUGCAUACUUUAUUGGAUAUUUAUUCAAAACCAGUGAUCUAUAUCUUGUUGUUGAGGCUCCAAAUGUGAUAUCCACCCUGAUUAUUUUACUAAGUGAUUCAGAUUCAGCUACCGUGACGGUUGCUUGGGAAGCAUUGUCUAGUGUGAUAAGUUCAGUUCCUGAAGAAGUUCUUCCUUCAUAUAUAAAGUUGGUUCGUGAUGUAUAGAAACAUGCCCGGAGGACCAGUUCUAAUACCUGGUUUUUUCCUCUGGAAAGCUCUUCAACCUGUGCUUCCUAUUUUCCUCCAGGGUCUUACAAGUGGAUCUGCUGAAUUAAGAAAGCAAGCCGCUUUGGGCCUUGGAGAGUUAAUUGAAGUGACAAGUGAGCAAGCAUUAAAGGAGUUUGUCAUUCCAAUCACAGGGACUGUUCGAUCAUGUGCUGCUAUUGCCCUUCGUAAACUAAGUGCACUCACAAUUAGGAUUGAUCCUUUGGUUGGUGAUCUUUUAUCUGCUUUACAGCAUGCUUCAGAUGUUGGAAUUCGUGAGGCUAGUUUGAUUGCUUUCAAAGGAGUGAUAAAACAUGCUGGCAAAAGUCGGGGGAAACAGAAAAGCUUCUCUUUUUUCUCUGAAUGCUGGCCUGAAUCAACCCAGUCUUGUCUCUUGGGUCCAGUGGUUUCUAUCAAAAUGAUUCGAUUCAUUGUGCUUCAAAACUGGUUGAUUUGCAAGCUCAGGAUUGUGCUCAUAGGAUUGAUCAGAAGAAGGAAUUUCAAGGGUUCCGUUUUUGCACCGAGAUACUAUUGAGGAAAAGAUGAUUGAAAGAGCUUUUAAGAAGCUUGCACUUGAUGCUUUGGUUAUCCAGCAAGGGAAGGCUGGCAGAGCAAAAAGGUUUGUCAUGCUUUGGUUAUCUAGCGAGGAAGGCUGGCAGAGCAAAAAGG